Molecule: messenger RNA, 1008 nt
Organism: Rhizoctonia solani
Lineage: Eukaryota; Fungi; Basidiomycota; Agaricomycetes; Cantharellales; Ceratobasidiaceae
Product: exonuclease
Exons: 1
Coding region: 1-1008 (335 amino acids)
Source: RefSeq, a predicted model, not a curated record
AUGUUUAACGAGGUGCUGAGAAAAGAUAUAGUCAUUCUGUGCCGCCGCAUCCUAUUCGGGAUAUUCAACGAUAGUCCACGACCUUCAUUCAAUGAAUGGUGCCAGAAAGGAGGCGCACAUACCCCCGCUAGAUUGUCAUAUAUUGGCCACGAUGCUUUUGAUUUCCGCAUGUGCAUCAUAGUAGCAUUCAUGCGCGAAGCUCUCGACCACGGCAGAGCUAAAUUCUUUUUCGAGUUCUACGCUACGUUCGGUCCCUCUGCUAUCUUGCCUUUCAUUGAAAUGCGGAGAGCUGGGUAUCGAGUUCCUGUGGUGCUAGUAUCGAUGCUGAUCCUAGGAGUUCUGUAUCAGAUAUUUAGUGGCGCAGUAAUACUGCCUCUUUGGUGGACUAUUCACCUACUGUCUUCGGGCCAAAGGGCUAUAUCACUGCACCCACACUACAUCGAAGGAACCUUUAUAGGCUAUCUCCUUGGGUACCUACUGGUUUCCACCGUCUUGGUGAUUUCUCAAACUAUUACCGUCAACGUUGUGUGGCAAAUCUUUCCGGUUUCAAUUGUUGCCAUUCAAUCCCUUUAUUUGACGUAUCAGCAUUACGCACAGGGGGACGCUCCAGAAUGCUCGUACGAAGUCCUCCAGUUGGUCCACAUCACGAACUUCUGCUGGUCAGCAAUUACACAUGCGUAUGUUUUGUUCAGGGCAUUGGUAUCAAAUGCACCACUCGCCUCACUUAAGCAUGCAUACCACCCGACAUUCUCUCCUAGCUCUCUAUCUCCAGCGACGUCUGUAGCACAAAGCUUCUUAAAGUGGGAUAUAAUUUUUAUCACGGGCACUACUUUAUUUGCAGGAAUAUGGCUCUUACGUGGUGUUCAAUCAAGACUCUUGGCCAUCGGAUGGUUCAUCAUUGGAUCAAUCUUCUUUGGGAGUGGGGCAGCAUUAUCGGGCAUUUGGAUCUGGAGGGAGAAGGUACUGGAAGAGGAUCGGCGAAUGGCCAAACAAGCAAAAUCGGAAUGA